AUGAAGGCCCGUCCAGCGCUGCUGCCCUUCGCCCUCUGCCUCGCUUUGGCUCCUGUGUGUUUCGGAGCAGCGAUCCCGAUUGCGUGCAGCUCCAUCUACAAGAGCUUCGCUCAGUGUUUGCUCACUCUCGGGGACAGUUUGGUGGAAACACAAAAAGAGCAGGACACUCAAGACAUUGACUCAGUCUGCAGGUCCUGGAACGAGUUUCAUGUCUGCGCCAACUCGGCCCUGGCUGGUUGUCCCGGGGAGGCAGCAGCCAUCUGGGAGUCCCUGAGACAGGAGUCCAGGAAGACGCAGUUCUCUGGGAACCUGUACGCCAUGUGCGCCAGCCGCACCACCCUCCCCUCCAGCACUCCACCCGCUCCUCAGAGCUCUCCCACCUCUGACCAGACCAACCAGGAGACCCUGAAGGGUCGGACGCAGAGGAGCGGCCCGGCCUCCAUCACGCUGUUGAUCCCGGCGCUGCUCGCCCUCCUGAGGAGCUAGUCCACCC
Messenger RNA from Nematolebias whitei (Rio pearlfish), 493 nucleotides. It is a transcript of the gene nrn1lb, whose product is annotated as neuritin 1-like b. The transcript has 3 exons. Bases 1 to 486 code for a protein of 161 amino acids. The record is from RefSeq and is a predicted model, not a curated record. NCBI's taxonomy places the organism in Eukaryota, Metazoa, Chordata, Actinopteri, Cyprinodontiformes, Rivulidae. Gene Ontology annotation, cellular component: plasma membrane. Gene Ontology annotation, biological process: neuron projection extension; nervous system development.